Zootoca vivipara (common lizard) is the source of this 8225-nucleotide messenger RNA. It is a transcript of the gene USP28, whose product is annotated as ubiquitin specific peptidase 28. The record is from RefSeq and is a predicted model, not a curated record. Lineage: Eukaryota; Metazoa; Chordata; Lepidosauria; Squamata; Lacertidae. Gene Ontology annotation, cellular component: nucleus; cytosol. Gene Ontology annotation, biological process: proteasome-mediated ubiquitin-dependent protein catabolic process; protein deubiquitination; regulation of proteasomal protein catabolic process. Gene Ontology annotation, molecular function: proteasome binding; cysteine-type deubiquitinase activity; protein binding.
CAAAAAAAACAAAAACCAACCACCCCGGGUCUUAGUCUGUAUAUAAUCAGACAUAGCCGUUAAUAUUAGCAAUAUUCAUUAGUACAUUAUUAUUGCGAUUAUUAUUUAUUGCUGUUAUACCCAUCGCUGGUAACCUAUCUAUAUAACUUUUUCCUGUAAACACAAAAAAGUCUGCUGGUUCAAUAUUGCAUGUAAAAGUGUGCUUUGAGCGCCCUAAAUAGAGUGCCCUAGAAUGAUACUUGAUGGAUGAAGCUGUAAGUGGCAGAAGAAGAGGAGGGCCUUCCUGGGUUUACACGACUUUUUUCUUUGUGCGUCUUCUGUUUCCCUAAACGGGAAACUCUGAAAGUGGGGUCGUAUCAUUAGCAGACAAACAAAGAGGGAGGAAGGAAUUUCAGGUGCUAGGAAUCAGUUUAUUGUGAGAUGAGGUGGGUUUUUUUGCCUUCCUUGCUGACACUUUUUAAAAGUAACAGCUCUUCUCCAGUGCUAUUUUUCUAGAAAAAGAAAUGCUGGAACUCACCCUUGUUCUCUUAUAAUGGCAGUGGCACUCACCUGAGAGGUGUUUGAACUGAGUUCUGGUGCUUUCCAGUGGGGAGGGGGGAAAGCCCUGCUCUUCUCUAAACUACUUAAAGUAUCUUAAUACUUGCUUGCUGUUUUUUUCUUUCACACCCCUCAGAGAUGUAUGUCUUCAUGGUGUAUCUGCUAGUUUUGUACACACUUUUCUUUUGCCAGCUGGGUUUUGCGUUUCUCAGGCACCUUUGACAUUUAUAGAUGUGGACCUCCUCCUCCCUUGCUGCUCCUCAGAAUCCCCUUUCAGCAUUCCUGCAUCACUGUGGGUAGGGGGAUAAUUAAAAUUUAUGGCUGCUUUAAAUGGAUUCUAGAUGUAUGAUUUUAAGGUGGUGGUCUUACAUUGCUCUAGAUCUCUCUGAGGACCUUUGGCCCAAUGAAAAUAGUAAAGACAAAGAAUUUGCUUGGUUAUUAUUGGAAAGUUCAGCUGAGCAAGCAGUAGACAUGCGCUCACUCUGAUAUGUAGGAAUAUUGCAGAUCUGUUGGUUCUGCCUUGUGGAUUUCAGUGGCAAAAAUUCAGCUAAGCAAGAUCCACUUUGCACACUGAACUGUGCUGCUGCUAGUGAAGCUGUUUGAAAAGGUAGCUGUGACUUUAUCUGUACAUAGGUAGCAAACUCUGUGGCUGGAUUGCUGCUUGUGGUGGUGAUGCCCUGGUAAUACAACCAUCCCUUAAAUUUGUGGCGCAUAUGACGUUUUUUGCUCCUGUUAAAAGAGUGUCUUUGUUUCAUUUACGUCAAGAUAAGAUGUCUGUACGCUUAGUGGAAAAAGUGGCUGCUACGCUGCUAAGUGGGGCAGCCCAAUUGGACUAUGGGGUCACCGGUCCUGAAUGUGCUACAAUGAUUGGCAAUGACCUACCAGGCCAAAUUCAAAGUAUUAGUCCUUGCCUAUGAAGCCUAUCCACCAUGUCCGACCCUAAAAUUGGCAGGUGAGACCUUAUUGGUGGUGGUGCCACUCAGGGCUGCCUGGUUGUUGACCUUUGACAGGGUCUUUUCAGUGUCAGUUCACCAUUUUUGGAAUGUCACCCCUAAUGAGACACUUCUCUCUUAUCUUUGGCUUUCAGGAGAAAUUUUAAAACAUUCCUGUUUAUUCGGGAAUGAAUAUUUAUUCAGAUGUCUGAAAUACACUGUUCUUCGCCAUCCCAAGAUCGUUGGAAGGAACUGUUUUUAGAUUGCUUUUUAAUGUUUUAUCAUUGUUGUGUCUGGUGCCCUGGGCUGCUUCAGGAGACAGGCAUGAUAUCAAUCAAAUGAAUAAAAUAAAUAGAUAAAACAUAAAGAUGAUGAAUAGGAUUUGUUUUUGGCCUGGCAGCCCAUUUUGUGGUACCAAAUGAAGCUUGUGAAUCUGAUAACUAUAAAUAUUUUUAUUUAUUUAUUUGAACUUAAGAUGUUUCCUAGUCACCUCAAUGGAUCUAAGUUUCCUUAAAGAAAGAAAGAAAGAAAGAAAGAAAAAUAUUACAGAUUUUUAAAAUAUUAAUGAAGUCAUAUUUGUGUCUGGCUUUCACUGUACUAAACAGAAGCACGUGGUUUUCACUAAUAACUAUUAACAACUACCAAUUAUGUGGUUUGACCAACCAGUGGUAGGUCAACUUUGUCACUGAACUUAAAAUAAAACUUACUAAACCUCUGGGUAAUGAAAUUCCUUUCACUGUUGCUUGUUAUGGUGAGUAUUAAUCAUAGUCUAAUACUAAUUUUAAUGAUCGGUCAUGAUGAUGUCAAAUUAUUUUCUGAGGAGAAGACAGGUUUUUGGCAGGCUUGUAGCAUCUUCACAGAAUGAUGAUGUUCCCAGUAUUACAAAAAUGACUUGCUGUGUGCCAUUGGAUGUUGACCAGUUGUGUGUGAUGCUCAGUGAAUGAUAUUCCUGUGAUUAGUAUUUUAUUGAGCUAGAUGCUUCUUUAGUGCUGAUUUUAGUGUUCUAUUUGAUUUUGGGGGGGAAAUGUCGUGGUGAGGAUUUCAGCCCUUAAAGGCAGCCUAUAAAUAUUUCAAUUUGUUUUUUAAAAAGAAACCAGUUCCUGACAAAUAAUUUAACAGGGUGCCUUAGGGACAUAAAUUGAUCUAAAUAGGUUGGAACUUGAAUGAUGUCUUUGCAUCUGGAGUAUACUCUUUUGGAGGGAGAGGGGUUGCGUGAACAUAGUGAGAGUGGGAUAAUUAUGUAUAAUGUAAUGAUUCCUAAACUGUAUUUUAUUUUUCUUCUGGGACUCUGGAUGUGAGAUUCAUAAUUGCCAGUAUCUGAGUAAGGGGGUUCCUUACCUGUCAGUUUGUCUUUACCUGUUUUCCUUGCUGUUUAAAAAUGUUGCUUGGAUAGCUAUCCUUUCUGAAUGCUAGCCAAACUUUUCUGAAAAUCAGCUAUUUGAUCUCCGUUAUUUGGGCCUAGCUUGGUUUGUUGAUAGGUGAAUUUGCAUGCCUUUUUCAUAUUUUGAUAAAAAGGACUGGAUACCUUUUUAGACCUUGGGAAUUAAUGAGACCUGUUUCCUGACCCUCCCCCCCAUUACCUGAAUGGAAAUGUAUCAGCGUGAAAUAUUAAAUUUGAGGUAAAAUUUGGAGUAAUUUGAUCCUAGAUGUUGCUAUGCAACUACUCCUUAAUCAGCUAGCCUACUUCAUAGAACCUCUAGAGUGGAGAAAAGCUGUGUUGUUGUUGUUGUUUAGUUGUUUAGUCGUGUCCGCCUCUUCGUGACCCCAUGGAUCAGGACACACCAGGCACUCCUGUCUUCCACUGCCACAGUUUGGUCAGACUCAUGUUGGUGGCUUCGAGAACACUGUCCAACCAUCUCGUCCUCUGUUGCCCCCUUCUCCUUGUGCCCUCAAUCUUUCCCAACAUCAAGGUCUUUUCCAGGGAGUCUUCUCUUCUCAUGAGGUGGCCAAAGUAUUGGAGCCUCAGCUUCAGGAUCUGUCCUUCCAGUGAGCACUCAGGGCUGAUUUCCUUCAGAAUGAAUAGGUUUGACCUUCUUGCAGUCCAUGGGACUCUCAAGACAGAGUCUCCUCCAGCACCAUAAUUCGAAAGCAUCAAUUAUUCGGCCAUCAGCUCUCACUUCCAUACAUCACGACUGGGAAACCAAAGCUUUAACUAUACGGACCGUUGUCAGCAAGAAUGGCAAUGUGCUCAUCAACCAGCUCAGAGAGAUCACAGGCAUUCAGGAUCCUUCGUUCCUCCACACAGCCCUGAAGGCUGCUGAUGGAAACUUAAUUCAAGCUGUUAGUUUCCUCACAGAACACCACGCUAAAGAGUCAGGGCAAGAAGCCAUUGCUGCAGAACCAUCUGACUGUGAAGGAAGUGCAGUGGGCAAAAAUGAGGCAACCAGUCCAGUUGAAGCAACAGAAGAUGAUGAAGCUAAUCUGCAGGAAGCUGUUUCUUCUGGAGCCCUUGAUUUUCCAAGUGUUCAAGUUGUAGAAAAAGAUCCAAAUGCAACAGUGAAUGUAGUUUAUGAACCAAGUGUGGCUGAAAGCAACAAUCGGUCCAAACGGAAACGGUGUGAUGUCUGGGGAGAGACUGCUGCCCAGAGUGAGUGGAGGAGAGCAGGCGACUGGCCAGUAGGGAUGAAAAACAUUGGAAAUACUUGCUGGUUCAGUGCGGUAAUACAGUCUCUCUUCCAGCUGCCAGAAUUCCGCCGGUUGGUUCUUAGCUACUCCCUUCCACAGAGCGUACUGGAAAAUUGUCAAAGCCAAAGCAAAAAGAGGAACAUCGCAUUCAUGCAGGAACUUCAGUAUCUCUUUGCUUUAAUGCUGGGAACACCCUGUAAAUUUGUAGACCCUUCUGCUGCCCUGGACCGUCUCAGAUGUGCAUUCAGUUCACCUGAGGAGCAGCAGCAAGAUGUGAGCGAGUUCACCCACAAACUUCUGGAUUGGUUGGAGGAUGCUUUUCAGCUGGCUGUGAAUGUUAAUGGUAACUCACAGGACAAAUCUGAGAACCCAAUGGUUCAGCUUUUUUAUGGGACUUUCCUUACUGAAGGUAUUCAUGAAGGCAAGACCUUUUCCAAAAUAGAGACGUUUGGCCAGUACCCCCUGCAGGUAAAUGGUUAUAAGAACUUGCAUGGAUGUUUGGAAGGCGCCAUGGUAGAGGGGGAGACUGAACCGUCGUCAUCUAAUCAGUCAGUGAAGUAUGGGCAAGAGCGCUGGUUUACAAAACUUCCUCCCGUGUUGACUUUUGAACUUUCCCGUUUUGAGUUCAAUCAGUCGCUUGGGCAGCCAGAGAAGAUACACAACAAGCUAGAAUUUCCACAGAUAAUUUAUAUGGACAGGUUCCUGUAUGGUAACAAAAAGCUUGUUCAAGCCAAAAGAGAAGAGAUCAAGAAACUGAAGGAUCAGAUAACGGUUCUACAACAGAAAUUGGAAAGGUACACAAGAUACGGUUCUGGUGCCAGCCGCUUCCCUUUACCAGACAUGCUGCAGUAUGUUCUUGAAUUUGCAGGUUCUAGGCUGCCCGGGGCUCCCCCCUGCACUCAAGACUUGACACCAGUAGCUGAAUGCCAAAUUUCAGAGACUCCUCCAAUGCAAAGCAGGGUGACAGUAACACAAGCUGAAAGUGCCAAGGUCGUAGCCUCUGCCCUAGCCACAUCUCGCCAGGAACCAGCCAACGAACCCAUCCAGUUUCCCAGGCUUCCUGUGAAGGUACCAGAAGGUCAUGUCCCUCAUGAGAUCACAAAGGAUGAAAUAAGUCUUGUUGUGGCCUGCCUGCAACGAUGGAGAGAAGAAGUUGAGCAGGACAUAAAAGACCUGAAUGCUUCUAUUGCACUGCUUUCCCAAUCUAUUGACCAGAUGUACUCAGAUCCUUUGCUUCAUCAGGUCCCUUACCACUUGCAUGCUGUCUUGGUCCAUGAAGGCCAGGCCAACGCUGGCCAUUACUGGGCCUACAUCUACAACCAGCCCCGAAAGAGCUGGCUCAAGUACAAUGACAUCUCUGUGACAGAGUCAUCUUGGGAAGAACUGGAGAGGGACUCUUUUGGAGGUCUGAGGAACGCCAGUGCCUACUGCCUGAUGUACAUAAAUAAAAAGCUGCCACACUUUGCUGCUGCUGAUUAUGUUAAUGGGCAGACCCAGAGAGAAGUGGAAUCUCUGCCUCUGGAGCUCCAGCACUACAUCCAAGAGGACAACUGGAGGCUUGAACAAGAGGUGGCAGAGUGGGAGGAGCAGUCGAGCAAGAUGGCGCAGAUGGAUCAGUCAUCACCAGCAGAGUCUCAGGACCUCUCUUCUUCUGACUUGGGACAAGAACUAUCUUCUUCCUCCAGCUCUGAACGGGUGGCACAUUCCCACUCCUCCGAACAUGCCAUGAUUGCCAAGGAACAGACGGCUCAAGCCAUUGCCAAGGCAGCUGAUGCAUAUGAGAAGGCUGGUGGAUUGGCAGCUCUUAACAAGUCAAAGGAGGCAGAACCAGUGCAGCACCUCCCAGAAGAAGCAGCAAACCCCACCAUUCAGGCAGAAGAGCCACAGGAUGCUAAGGGGAUGGAGUUUUCUGCCCCACCUAGCUCACAGAUCACUGAAGUGGAUAUCCCCAGUGUGGGAAAGAUUCUAGUUAGAUCAGAUGCAGAUGGAUAUAAUGAAGAGAUGAUGCUCAGUCCUGCCAUGCAAGGUGUGAUCCUGGCUAUUGCUAAAGCCCGUCAAACCUUUGAUCGGGAUGGGUCUGAAGCAGGGCUAGUUAAGGCAUUCCAUGAAGAAUACUCCAGGCUGUACUCGCUGUCAACAGAGACUCCAACACCACAAAAUGACCCCCGGCUUCAGCACGUCCUAGUUUACUUCCUGCAGAACAAUGCGCCAAAGCAAGUGGUGGAACGGACUCUUCUGGAGCAGUUUGCAGACAAAAACCUCAGCUAUGAUGAAAGAUCAAUUAGCAUUAUGAAGGUAGCUCGAGCUAAGUUGAAAGAGAUUGGUCCUGAUGAGGUGGACAUGGAAGAGUAUAAGAAAUGGCACGAAGACUACAGUUUGUUUCGCAAAGUAUCUAUUUACCUCUUAACAGGCUUGGAACUGUAUCAGAAUAAACAGUACUAUGAAGCUCUGACCUAUCUGGUGUAUGCCUAUCAGAGCAAUCUGACCUUGCGGAGGAAGGGAGCCAACAGAGGCGCCAAUGCAUCUUUAAUUGCUCUGUACAGAAGGAAAUGUCUCUUGAAGUUGAACGAUGCUGCAGCAGCUCUCUUUGAAAGUAGCAAUGAGUUGAGUGUGGAUGAAGGUGUGAACAUCUUGAACGAGCUGAUCAUACCCUGCAUGCACCUCAUCAUCAACAAUGAUACCUCAAAGGAUGACCUGGAUGCUGUUGAGAUCAUGAGAAAUCGUUGGUGUGCUUACCUGGGAAAGGACAUGAAUGAGGACCUGCAACUAAAACUGAGUGAAUUCCUACCCCGCCUGCUAGAUGGUUCCUCCGAGGGCAUCGUUCUGAAAGAACCGCCCAAGAUCCGCCCCAAUUCUCCCUACGAUCUCUGCAGCCGAUUUGCAGCUGUCAUGGAAUCCAUUCACGGGGCCUCGACUGUCACUGUCAAAUAAAAACUGCCGACUGUACUGUAUUAAGCUCUGGAGACCACGUGCCCACCAGCGUGUGGCAUCCAGCUGCCGACCACCUUUUGGAAUGGAGCAAGGAAGAGAGAUGCUACGUUGAGACAAUCCACAUUCAGACCUAACCAAAACUGUGCUUAGAAAAGGGCUAAAUGGGACAUGACAUGGGCAGGCACUAAGUCAGAACAUAUCUUGAGGUUUCACUGUUUUACGUUGCCUAUAACUGCGUUUGCCUUGGCUUCCUACAAGAACACGGUAGGAAGACUUUUAUUUUUUUAAACGGAAAUUUUAAACACAGCAUAUUGUACAUAUAUACUUCUGUUGUGCUCAAUUCUUAUGGAGUAUGCAGUGGUUUGAUAUGCUCAUUGUGAGCAUUCCAUGCACACUCUGUUAUAUUUUGAAUGCACUUGCCACAUAUGUUGGGCUAUUCAUGUGUCCUAAUGCCAGCAGUAUGUUAUCAGUGCUGAUAGCUGUUGUGCUGUCACUACAUAUGACUGAGCCAACACAAGGGGGUGCAUUUAAAGCACAAUGGGGAGCAUGUAACCUGGAGCCUGUUUAAACUGGACCUCAGCGACAUCAAAGCAGGACUGAUUCAGGGAAUAAGCCAGACAGUCGUAGGUAAUUUUAAGAGCAAUAAUUCACAUUCACCUUUUUCGUGUAAAAUGGGAGCCUAUCAAUUGAGGCCCUUCCCAUCAGGUAUCUCCUGAUGUGGCGGUAACAGAAGAACCUGGUAGCCUGGGUUGUACAAAAUACAGGCAUUCAUGCACACUGCAUUUGUGUGUGUUGGCAACUCAAAACACAGUUGAUGCCAUCAGGAGAAAUGGUGAUGGUGGCAAUAUUUUACAGUUGCUACAGAAUUGCAGAAGUCAUUCCAGGACAAGAAUAGAGAUGCAAAACAAAACCCAUAAGGAAACUGCUUUCUCUGACCUCCCAAAGCAUAUCUCUUUUAUUACCAAUCACUGAAUUUUCAUUACCAGGCUAGUAUUGGCAGUGACAAGGGCUCUGAAGUCAGGAAUAAUAAACCUUUCUAAAAAGAUACAGCUUAACUGGCAAAGUCUACUGCCAAUAUUUUAAAGCAAUCUUUGUUUUACUGGAAUACAUUGGCAAUCGGGAUGUAAAUGGAAAUACAUAUUUGAUAAGCCUUUUUCUGUUUUAAUUAAAUGUGCAAUAAAGAAUUUUACCCUAUUUAAA